Messenger RNA from Balaenoptera ricei (Rice's whale), 933 nucleotides. It is a transcript of the gene UBE2T, whose product is annotated as ubiquitin conjugating enzyme E2 T. The coding region runs from base 116 to 703 and encodes 195 amino acids. The record is from RefSeq and is a predicted model, not a curated record. The transcript has 7 exons. Lineage: Eukaryota; Metazoa; Chordata; Mammalia; Artiodactyla; Balaenopteridae.
AGGCGCGGUGCAGGCUGGUCUGUGCCGCUGCACUGCGAGGGGCGUCAGCGCAGGGAUCCCAGCCAGUGUUGAGUGCGGCGCCGGGAACCGUGUGUGGGUGCUUCUCCCUGGGGUCAUGCAGAGAGCAUCCCGUCUGAAGAGAGAGCUGAGCCUGCUGGCCGCGGAGCCGCCCCCGGGCAUCACAUGCUGGCAGGAUGGGGACCGAAUGGAAGAUCUGCGAGCUCAGAUAUUAGGUGGAGCAAACACACCUUAUGAAAAAGGUGUUUUCAAGCUGGAAGUUAACAUUCCUGAGAGGUACCCAUUUGAACCUCCUCAGAUCCGAUUUCUGACUCCCAUCUACCAUCCCAACAUCGAUUCCGCUGGAAGGAUUUGUUUAGAUGUUCUCAAAUUGCCGCCAAAAGGCGCCUGGAGACCGUCCCUCAACAUCGCGACCCUGCUGACUUCUGUUCAGCAGCUCAUGGCCGAGCCCAACCCCGAUGACCCGCUCAUGGCCGACAUCUCCUCAGAGUUUAAAUACAACAAGCCAGUCUUCCUCAGGAAUGCCAGGCAGUGGACAGAGAAGCACGCGAGACAGAAGGCUGAUGAAGAAGAGAUGCCUGAUAGCCCCCCCGAGGCGGGUGACUCAGAAGGACACAGCGCAGCACAGAAAAGGAGAGCCAGGCACCUGGGGGGCAUAGAAAAGAAAUUUUGCCCUGAUGUUUAGGGUGGGGUUUGUCCUGGCCCGUCUUAGUUAAUACGUUCUUUGCCAGCGUUCUUUGCCAGCGUGGUCCAAUUUGCUUACAUUUCUGGAAUGUUUUUCUUUGUAUUUGAUGACAUUAUCAUUUUUGUAUCCUGUGAAACAGACCUUGUGUAUUUAUAUGUUCUGCUCUACAUUGAUUCUCUGAGUGUAGUUUGUUUUAUUUAGCUCAUACAUAUGUAUUCCAAAACUUGUAA